CACGGGAGUCAGCCUACCGCCGCCGCCUGCUUUGUGCUUCCCACAGAAGAUGGGAGCGACCUCUUCCUGAUCGGGAGCUGUUUAAAACGAGGGAGUGCGCCGUAUUUCCUACUAGCGUGGAGGAACGGAGGAAGAAUCCAUUCACACUCCCCAAACCAGGAAUGUCAUGGUCUAGAACACGUAUACUGAAGUACAAGGCUGAGCAAGAAAGAUCACUCCACUGCAACUGAGCAAAGUGCUGAAGGAGUUGAAAGGAAGAAGAGAACAUUGGACAUGGCUUCACGGAGGAGGAGGCAUUUUAAUGUAUUCAGAAAGAGUGAAAAGGAUUUUGAAAACAAAUAAGGCCUAGCCACUUUUGAAACAUGUCAAAGAGCCCCAGCUUAUUUAUGACAAGGCAGCCAUGGAGAAAUGUUAGGGCAGUUUCUAGACUCUUUCAUUCUGUUCUGUGUCCCAGUCAGGACCAUGCCACAGAAACAGGAUCUGAAACAAAUAAAAACAUAAACUAUUGCACAAAUGCAUUUUACACUUGAAACCAAAAUGUAGGAUGAACUUCCAGCAUGGCCUUGGAGAAGAGACGCUGUACCAGUCAGAGGUGAGGCAAGGGAUAGACCACUUGCUCACUGGUUCCUUUAUUAAAGGUGAUGAUUCUGUUUCCUCUACUAGGGUUCUGACAGUUGGAAGUGUCGUGUACAACAUGCGGCGAUUAAGUCUUUCACCCACCUUUUCAAUGGGAUUUCAUCUGUUAGUUAUUGUGGCUCUCUUAUUUUCCCAUGUGGACUACGUAAUUGCUGAGACAGAAAUGGAAGGAGAAGGAAAUGAAACUGGUGAAUGUACUGGCUCAUAUUACUGUAAGAAAGGGGUGAUUUUGCCCAUUUGGGAACCCCAAGACCCUUCUUUUGGGGACAAAAUUGCUAGAGCUACUGUGUAUUUUGUGGCCAUGGUCUACAUGUUUCUUGGAGUCUCUAUCAUAGCUGAUCGGUUCAUGUCCUCUAUAGAAGUCAUCACAUCUCAAGAAAAAGAAAUAACCAUAAAGAAACCCAAUGGAGAGACCACCAAGACAACUGUGAGGAUCUGGAAUGAGACAGUUUCUAACCUGACCUUGAUGGCCCUGGGAUCUUCUGCUCCUGAGAUUCUCCUUUCAGUAAUUGAAGUGUGUGGCCAUAACUUCACUGCAGGAGACCUCGGUCCUAGCACCAUCGUGGGAAGUGCUGCAUUCAACAUGUUCAUCAUUAUUGCACUCUGUGUUUACGUGGUCCCUGACGGAGAGACAAGGAAGAUUAAGCAUCUGCGUGUGUUCUUUGUGACGGCAGCCUGGAGCAUCUUUGCCUACACCUGGCUUUACAUUAUUUUGUCUGUCAUCUCUCCUGGCGUUGUGGAGGUCUGGGAAGGUUUGCUUACUUUCUUCUUCUUUCCCAUCUGUGUUGUGUUCGCUUGGGUAGCGGAUAGGAGACUUCUGUUUUACAAGUAUGUCUACAAGAGGUAUCGAGCUGGCAAGCAGAGGGGGAUGAUUAUUGAACAUGAAGGAGACAGGCCAUCUUCCAAGACUGAAAUUGAAAUGGAUGGGAAAGUGGUCAAUUCUCAUGUUGAAAAUUUCUUAGAUGGUGCUCUGGUUCUGGAGGUGGAUGAGAGGGACCAAGAUGAUGAAGAAGCUAGGCGAGAAAUGGCUAGGAUUCUGAAGGAACUUAAGCAGAAGCAUCCAGAGAAAGAAAUAGAGCAAUUAAUAGAAUUAGCUAACUACCAAGUCCUAAGUCAGCAGCAAAAAAGUAGAGCAUUUUAUCGCAUUCAAGCUACUCGCCUGAUGACUGGAGCUGGCAACAUUUUAAAGAGGCAUGCAGCUGACCAAGCAAGGAAGGCUGUCAGCAUGCACGAGGUCAACACUGAAGUGACUGAAAAUGACCCCGUUAGUAAGAUCUUCUUUGAACAAGGGACAUAUCAGUGUCUGGAGAACUGUGGUACUGUGGCCCUUACCAUUAUCCGCAGAGGUGGUGAUUUGACCAACACUGUGUUUGUUGACUUCAGAACAGAGGAUGGCACAGCAAACGCUGGGUCUGAUUAUGAAUUUACUGAAGGAACUGUGGUGUUUAAGCCUGGUGAGACCCAGAAGGAAAUCAGAGUGGGUAUCAUAGAUGAUGAUAUAUUUGAGGAGGAUGAAAAUUUCCUUGUGCAUCUCAGCAAUGUCAAAGUAUCUUCUGAAGCUUCAGAAGAUGGCAUACUGGAAGCCAAUCAUGUUUCUACACUUGCUUGCCUCGGAUCUCCCUCCACUGCCACUGUAACUAUUUUUGAUGAUGACCACGCAGGCAUUUUUACUUUUGAGGAACCUGUGACUCAUGUGAGUGAGAGCAUUGGCAUCAUGGAGGUGAAAGUAUUGAGAACAUCUGGAGCUCGAGGAAAUGUUAUCGUUCCAUAUAAAACCAUCGAAGGGACUGCCAGAGGUGGAGGGGAGGAUUUUGAGGACACUUGUGGAGAGCUCGAAUUCCAGAAUGAUGAAAUUGUCAAAACAAUAUCAGUCAAGGUAAUUGAUGAUGAGGAAUAUGAGAAAAACAAGACCUUCUUCCUUGAGAUUGGAGAGCCCCGCCUGGUGGAGAUGAGUGAGAAGAAAGCCCUGUUAUUGAAUGAGCUUGGUGGCUUCACAAUAACAGGAAAAUACCUGUAUGGCCAACCUGUCUUCAGGAAGGUUCAUGCUAGAGAACAUCCGAUUCUCUCUACUGUAAUCACCAUUACAGAUGAAUAUGAUGACAAGCAGCCACUGACCAGCAAAGAGGAAGAGGAGAGACGCAUUGCAGAAAUGGGACGCCCCAUCCUGGGAGAGCACACCAAGUUGGAAGUGAUCAUUGAAGAAUCCUAUGAAUUCAAGAGUACCGUGGACAAACUCAUUAAGAAGACAAACCUGGCCCUUGUAGUUGGGACAAACAGCUGGAGAGAACAGUUCAUUGAAGCUAUCACUGUCAGUGCUGGGGAAGAUGACGAUGACGAUGAAUGUGGGGAAGAGAAGCUGCCCUCCUGUUUCGAUUACGUGAUGCACUUUCUGACUGUGUUCUGGAAGGUCCUCUUUGCCUUCGUCCCCCCUACUGAAUACUGGAAUGGCUGGGCAUGUUUCAUUGUCUCCAUCCUCAUGAUUGGCCUACUGACAGCUUUCAUUGGAGACCUGGCUUCCCACUUUGGCUGCACCAUUGGCCUGAAAGAUUCUGUGACUGCAGUCGUGUUCGUCGCACUUGGAACAUCAGUGCCAGUUGGAGUUGAACAUGAUGAAGCUUCUUGAUAUUUUCCUUGGACUCUGUCCGUUGUCAAAUGUAUCAGUUAUCUAGACCUUGUCAACACCCCUUGGAUCCUCUCUUGGACACCUGUGAACAUCACACUGAAAAAUAAUCCUAUUCUAGGUGUGUGUAGUAGAGUGUUAUCAUUUUCUUUGAGAACAUGACUUGAAUUACAGUUUGGAAAGCAGAUCAAACAGUGCUGCACUGCUAGUUUGUAUCCUUUCACUUCUCUGUUUUGUGAUCCCUGAAAAAUAAACCUCCAUUUUUUCUCUCCUUUAAUUAGAAUAAAUUUCUUUCUUUGAACUUAAAAUAUAGCAGGAUAUCAGAUACAAAGUAGGAAAACUAAGCCCACAAAGUACAAACAUUCAUGUUAACAUGUAAAAAAUGAAAAAUAGCUAAUUUGUUCAAUAACAAAAAUGUUUACUUUAAAAACAAAUCUAUGCGUCACUCAUUCCAUGCAUCAUUACCUCAGUUAAUCCAAGGAAGGCAUCAUUGUCCUCCUUACAGGGACAAAGAAACCAGGGCUGGGAGUAGUCCGUUAGUGGAGCUCAAUCUGGUUGGGAAAGCUUUGAUAAAUAUCAACGCUCCAGCCGCAUCUCUGGCCGAUUCAGCAGAAACUCAAGGUGGAGCUAACAAGUUCGUGUUUUCAAAAGUUAUCCUGCUGACUCUCAUUUGUAGCUGGGGACAAAAGUGACUAGAAGCAGGUGCCCUGAUCCUGCCAAUAGAGGUCCUCUUGAACUUUUUACUUAUCUCUAUUUCCUUCUCUUCUAAAAGUAGGUCAUGUCACUGUCUCCAUUUCUUCUUUACCCUCUUCAAGGACAACUUUUAUGGGCAGAAAUUUUCAGUGUGUUUCCUUUUUUCAACUCCUCAUCUACCUGGUUAUUAAUCAAUCAUAAAUCAGCAAUUCCCUUACCUCUUGAACUUCACUUGGAAGCCAAAUGAUGAUUCUUUUCACAUGAACCAGUGAAGUGUGUGUGUGUGUAUGUUUGUGUGUGUGUGUGAGAGAGAGAGAGAGAGUGAGUGAGAGAGUGAGUGAGAGAGAGAGAGUGAGUGAGUGAGAGACAGAGAGAGAGAGAGAGAGAGAGAGAGGUUUUCUAUUUACUUGGGUAAAUACAUAUCACAACCAAAGACAAAUGCUUGUUUAAGGUCUUCAAUGACAGCAGAAGAACAAGUACCUAAGUAAACAAUAUUUCUCUUUUGAUUCUAAAAGAGCAAGACAGAUGAGGGUAUAGAAAAGGAGAAAAAAGAGAGGAAUAUAUACACUGUUUAAGCAAAGACAUCUACCUCACAGCCAUUAGUAAGAUUUGGGCUUUAAACCAAAAGAGCUCUAAUGUCUUUUAAUGACUUUGGUUGUAUGAAAUUUUCAAAGUAAAAUAAUUAAGAAUUGUAAGCACUAUCACACUUCUAAAUGCAAAGGAUUGUCAAGUUAAUAAUUUUUCAAGGGUGUUAUAACUCCUUAAAAGUAUAGAAUCAUUGGCAAUAGUCAGAAUUCCCUACCAUGUAUGGAUUCUCUGGGGAUCUGGCUCUGUUGUAUAAUAAAUAUAGCUAAUAAUACUGAACGUCCAUUAAGUGCCAGAUCCUAUUCUGUUCAUGUUAACUCAUUUCCUUCAAAACCCUAUGAAGUAGGUAAGUUUCCAACCUGGCAAACAGAGCAGCAGAAUUCAAUCAAUUUAGGUAGAUUCUCCCUCGUUUGGCCUUUUAGGGUAGCUGGAACAGGGUUUAAAAAAAAAAAAUAGGAGAAUAACCAUAUUGUGAGUGGAAGGAGUUACAAUUAAGCAGCCCCAGCAUCUCCAAGAUGCCUACCCACAUUUUAUCAGCAAAAUAACCAAGGUCAUCCAUGUUUCUAAGAGAAACCAGCUUCUCCUUACUUCUGUUUAACUGCUUCCCUGAAACUCAAAUAUCUAUUACUCACAGGAAAACCCCCAAAACUGGGCACUUGGAGUGCUAGCUCCCCUUCCCGUGUCUUACAGCUAUGGUUCUCAAGCCUUGGUAUAAAUAAGAACAACCUAAGCCACUUGUUAAAAGGUGUAUUUCUGUAUCCCGUCCUCAGAGAGUCUGAUUAAGUGGAUCUAGCAGGGAUGUCCGAGAGAGAAUACAGUCAUGGCUUCUUAGUUUCUGUUUCUGGUUAGGCCAGUAAAACCCCUUCGUCACCCCUCUUUUCUGCUUAUCACUAGAGACAGAAACUAAAAACCAUGGCUUCAGGCUGCUAAAAACCUAAAACAGAACAAAACAGAACAACAACAACAACAAAAUAAGGCAGGCUGGACAAGCUUGGGGGUGAAACCCCAAAUCUACAUUUUUUAAGCAAAGCUCUCCAGGCACUUCUGACUUUAUUAACAUUAGACACAGCCUUUGAAACAUGGUCAUCUCUCUGCCACCUUGGCUUCACUCAUAUCAAUGAAUGGCCAGUCAGAGUGAUGUGAAGGUGAUAAUUUUGCCAACAUUUCUUAUCUAAUUUUAAAAGGUAAAUGACUGUGCUGUGCAGUUUAAUUCCAUAAAUAUUGUCACAGUUUGAUCAAAGGUAGUAUCUUCAGGUCUUGAGAUCUUCCUAGGAUUUUCAAAUACUUCAUUUAAGUCAUUUAUUCUUCACAAUAAGAUAGUUGUAAUCAUCAGUUAAUUAUUGUUGAGAGUGGUUAUGUACAAACUCUUAUCAAAAAAACACCAAAAUCAUACACUGCAUAUAAAUUUAGUAUUUUAGUCUAUUCUGUGCACCACCCAAACAGUAAAAUUAGAAAGAGUCUUAGAGAUACUCUAAUUAAAUGAGGAAAUUGGAAUCUAAAAAAGUGAAGUGACUUGCCAAGAACAUACAGAUAGUUGGAAGAGCCUAGAGUCUCUUUGAUGAGGCUUCUUCCACUACUACACCAUGAAGAUCUGUACGCUCUGGCUGCCUCUUUGUCAGUCAAUGAAUACAUCAAGGUGUGGUUGCUGGGAGAAGCAAGCAGACCUUCAUAACCAGGAUGGACUCCAAUUAAAACCACUGCCAGUGUCAGUUCCUGGGCAUGAAGCACUGGAGAGCUGAACAGUUGGUCUCCAAAGAACUCUAAGAGCCAAGAAUAAGAUGAACCAUCUUGGGUGAAACCCUUGCUCCAGAUAACACAUUAUCCGUAAGUCCAUCCUGCAAGACUGUGAGAAUGACCUUUUUUAUAGAAGAGAUAUUUAAUGCUUAUCCUAUAAGUAGCAAUGAAGUUUGAGAAAUUUAGGUAAAGAAUAAUUGUUGUAGGAAAGGGGGAGUAUUGUCCUAUUUUUACAUAUUGACUAGAUGACUGGGACAAGGUUAUAGACCAUGAACUUGAGGCAGGCCUGCAAAGAACAAUUACGUCCUGACUUUGUGAUGUGUAGUUUAAUUCCAGCCAUGCUCUCUCCUUGACAGUCUUCCUUCUUGAUUUAUAGUCAUAUGUAUCAAGGAGACAGGACUAAAAGUCUAAAACUGUAUGACUGAUCUAAAAUUAAUUAGAAUUCAAGGUGGGAGUUAAUAACAAAAACUAUUAAAAACCUAGCCAGGGACAUAUAUGAAGGAAAAAAUACAUACGUUGUUAUCAACAUAUUUUGUGUCAAUUGCAUUGGAAAUCUGAUCCAUAUAUGUUUUAAUCUAAUGUGCCAACCUCUGAAUAUUAUAUCCCCUUCAAGCCCAAGGCAGUAGUUAUUUCUUGGAUUUUAUUUUAGGAAAUGGCAUUUGCCUGGUUUAACCAUAGGCAGGUUACAGUCUUAGUGUUCAGGGUAAGGCUUGGCAGCACCUAACAUAUGGUAUGUGAUGGAUUGCCCUAUGUGUUGAGCAGCAAAGCGGCAAUAAAAGGUAAUUUGGGGAGAAUCCAUCGCACUUCAUUUGGAAAACAGAGCUCUCUCUGUUGGAGCUAAGGUUAGUGGUUUGGAUUUGCAUGUGUUCCUGCAGUAUUUUUUUUACAUUGCUUUUGAAUUGAAAAUAAAAACAGACAAAAGGUCUGAUGUCUAACCCAAGUAAAUAAAACCUAUGGGACACAAAGUAGCCAAAAACAUGUUUUACUUAUGUGACAAGCUAGUCACUUUGGCUAUUAACUUUUAGGAAAUUCAAAGAAAUACAUUUGAAAAAAGAGACAUUUGAAAAUAGGAACCUAUUAUUAUUACAAGUAAGAAUCUUCAUGCAACAUUCACAUUAAUAGGCUACUGAUAAAUGGCUUGAGGGAGAGGAAAUCCCUGCAUACCCAGGUAUGCCCUCCAUGUCAGCCUAAAGGACUGGUUCGAGUGCUUUGAGUCCCCAGACCCAGGAGUCUUUGAUUUUAAACUUCCUUUCCUUCUGGUGCAGCAGCAAAGGUGCCAUCCAGAAAGCCCAGAGUUUCUGAGUACAUAUGGGGUACCCAGGAAGUCCAAUGUGCAAUGUACCAGCUACCGGGGGAGGUAAGCAGGUGUAUGCUAUGGAACAGCACUAGGUCACCCGUCCCUGUAGCAUACAGAGGGAAUUACCACCCCUGCAACUGCCCCACCUAACAUGGCCAUCUGUUCACCACCAGCCAGUGCUACCAGUCAUUUCAGCUUAGAAUAACAUCUCAGGUGUUUCUCAGCCGUAGCUGAGCUGGAAGCUGCUUUCUCCUGCCUCAGACUCUUGUUCUUUUACUUUCCUUGUUCCACUGCCUGACCUUUUUU
This is a messenger RNA of Cercocebus atys (sooty mangabey), 7871 nucleotides long. RefSeq names its product solute carrier family 8 (sodium/calcium exchanger), member 1 (gene SLC8A1). Gene Ontology annotation, cellular component: sarcolemma; postsynapse; axon. Gene Ontology annotation, molecular function: calcium:sodium antiporter activity. The record is from RefSeq and is a predicted model, not a curated record. The transcript is spliced from 12 exons. Bases 545 to 3259 code for a protein of 904 amino acids. Gene Ontology annotation, biological process: sodium ion transmembrane transport; calcium ion import across plasma membrane; cell communication. Lineage: Eukaryota; Metazoa; Chordata; Mammalia; Primates; Cercopithecidae.